This is a messenger RNA of Xenopus tropicalis (tropical clawed frog), 1339 nucleotides long. It is a transcript of the gene skap1, whose product is annotated as src kinase associated phosphoprotein 1. Lineage: Eukaryota; Metazoa; Chordata; Amphibia; Anura; Pipidae. Gene Ontology annotation, cellular component: cytoplasm; nucleus; plasma membrane. The coding region runs from base 193 to 1230 and encodes 345 amino acids. The transcript has 13 exons. The record is from RefSeq and is a predicted model, not a curated record.
CUACAACCUGCUCUAUUUGGUAUGAGAUUGUACUAUUACUUGACUUUGGGUGGCUGCCAUUUGUUACUUUCUGCAGUUGAUCCUUAAGAUUAUCUGCAGAUUUCCCGCCCAGUGGAGUUCAGGUGACUGCUUUAUUCGCCCUCUGCCUGGGAUUAUAUGAGGGCUUGACUGGCCACUGAGCAGCGUCGCGACAUGCAGGGCUACGACAUCCCGCGAGAUGUGAUCAGUCUGCUGAAAGAUGCAGAGACUUACUUAGCUGAGUGCUUGCAGAAUGAAAAGCUGAGCGGCAGGGCAAGAGAGCAAAGGGAUGAGAUCCUGCACAGCUUCGGGCAAAUCCGAAACAGGUACGGAGUAGAAUUUGCACUGAAAGGAGGUGAGGCUGCCUUUACCCAUACGGGACAGGAGGAUUACGAUGACAUUCACAACGCAAGUUAUGCUCCAUCUCAAGCCUCUGAUGAGGUCUCUGUUGCUUCUGAUUAUGUGGAAAAUGACUCUGAAGUUGAAGAAGAACUGGAUAAAAUCUUUAAACAGGGCUAUCUCGAGAGGAGAAAGAAAGAUCAUGGCUUUUUUGGAUCGGAGUGGCAGAAGAGGUGGUGUGUGCUCACAACGAGAGCCUUCCUAUAUUAUUCUAGUGAGAAAGGGAAGCAGCCCAAAAAUGGUUUCCUCAUUAAAGAUUCUCUAGCACAAAUGAUGCCUUACAUUCGCAAAGACUCCCGGCGUGACAGUUGUUUUGAAGUUGUGACACCAAACCAACAGGUUUUCCAGUUUACUGCUGCCAGCCCAUCCGAUGCCAGAGACUGGGUGGAACAAAUACAGUUCUUGGUGAAAGACACACAGUCGACCAUUAUUCCCUAUGAGGAUGAUGAGGAAACCUAUGACGACAUUGAAAGCACCGAGUCCUCUCCAGUAGUUGGGCUAACAAAUGAUUCGGAAAACAGCCUGCAGGAAGACGAUGUCUAUGAAUCGAUACCAGGGGAUGAAGAAACAGAGGAAUCCGAAGAUGAAAAUUAUGAGAUGAAACCAGGCGAACCUGUGAUCUUCUAUGGAGAUUAUUACCAAGGACUUUGGAACUGUUUUAGUGACAAUAGUGAUGAGCUGUCCUUUGAGCGAGGCGACCUUAUCCACAUCCUGAGCAAGGAGUACCAUGCGUACGGCUGGUGGGUCGGAGAGCUGGAUGGCAUUGUGGGCAUUGUGCCAAAGGACUAUCUGACGCUUGCCUUCGACCUAUAAACAACACAAACCUGCCAGCCCACAAGAUGGCUGAUGGAGAAGCAAAUCACUCUCAUGCAUGUACUUGUAGCUUUAAAUUACCAAUAAAUACUCCUAUAUGUAUUAAUUA